Messenger RNA from Myotis lucifugus (little brown bat), 1630 nucleotides. It is a transcript of the gene ACRV1, whose product is annotated as acrosomal vesicle protein 1. Lineage: Eukaryota; Metazoa; Chordata; Mammalia; Chiroptera; Vespertilionidae. The record is from RefSeq and is a predicted model, not a curated record. The coding region runs from base 543 to 1379 and encodes 278 amino acids. The transcript is spliced from 4 exons.
AACCCCGCUCCACACAAAGCUCUCUGCUUCCUGCCACUGCGUCGGCGAGCGGGGGGAGCCCGAGCUAGCUCGAAUAAAGACUCUUUUGCGUCUUGCAUCGAACUUGGCUCCCUGGUGGUGUUCUUUGGGGGAUCUUGAAAUCUGGGCAUAACAGGGUACAGAGUCAAUGAAGGGCUGAUUUAGAGAGCCAAAGAGAAAAUAACCAGUCAGCCACACUUCACUCCCAAGAACACUUGAAGAGAGGAUAUAGCUUUUAAAUUUUAUUACAAAGGCUAUAUGUUAUUUUGAUAAUAAGAUUUUUUAAAAUAGGGCAGAGGGCCCCAACACACCGCCUUGCACGUGGCAAACACAUAACCCGCACUGGCACAGUUUGAUGGGUUGUUGGAGAACCUCAGAGCACAGCCCAUUGUUAGCAAACAUGGGUUGAUGCUGAGGUUCUAGAACUCCCAGAAGCAGUGACUCAGCGCUGGGAGCUUCUGCUCAGUUUCUCUUCACAGCUCUCGGGUGCCCUCCACCGGGGUUCCCUCUUUCCCAAAAUCCAGAUGAAGUUUCUCUUGCUCAUGAGUCUUUAUCUGCUUGGAUCUGCCAGAGGAGCACCAAGUCAGCUGGAUGAGCCUCCUGGCUCUUUGAAUCAUCAAGCUUCCGUCCAGCAAUUUUCAGGUGAGCCCUUUUCACUUGCAACCCCUUCAGACCGCAAGGCUUUCUUUGACACUUCUGCAGGCCGGGACGCUUUCAGCAAGCAGGCUGCAUUCGAGCACGCUUUAGUGGGACGCGCUUCCGGUGAGCACAGUUCAGGUAAGCACCCUUCAGGUGAGCCCGGUGUGGGUGAGCACGCUGCAGGUGAACAUGCUGCGGGUGAACAUGCUCCCGGUGAACCACCUCCAGGUGUGCAGGCUGCGGGUGAGCCACCUCCAGCUGAACAGGCUCCGGCUGAACCGGCUCCGGCUGAACCGGCUCCGGCUGAACAAGCUGCCGGUGGACAAGCUGUGACUGAACUGGCCGCCAAGGAACAACCUUCAGGUGAACAGCCUUCGGGUGAACACGCUUCGGGUGAACACGCUUCGGGUGAACAGCCUUCGGGUGAACAGGCUUCGGGGGAACAGCCUUCAGGCAGCCCAGCGGCAACCAGUGCAGGCCCAGCGAUAAACUGCCACACAUGCUCUUAUAUGAAUAGUGAAGCAAAAUGUCUUCGUGGAGAGGGAUCCUGCACCAUUCAGAAUUCCCAGCAGUGCAUGUUAAAGAAGAUCUUUGAAGGUGGAAAACUUGAAUUCAUGGUUCAGGGAUGUGAGAAUAUGUGCCCAUCGAUGAGCCUCUUCUCCCAUGGAACCAGGAUGCAACUUAUCUGCUGUCGGGAUGCAUCUUUCUGCAACAAGACCUAGAAGCUGGUGCUCUUCCUUGCUGCUGGCUCUGACUCAGGCAGCAAAAGUCCUCCACCCACCUACUGGGCCCAGUUUAUAUUUCGUUUCUUUUCCAGUCAACAGCCAGUCACAUGUGCCUCUGCCUGAGUGUCAGACUGGAUGCUCCAUACCAUGCCUCUCCUACCCACUCGUCUCUGCCCUGUUUUCUCUGUCCCCCAAAUCCAUCUCUCAACAUUCUUUUGUUUUUCAAUAAAUCCCGCAUGGUUACAGAA